AUGAGCAACCUCGAGAAGUCCCUCUUCCAGCUGAAAUUUACAGCCAAGUCCCUCCAGAGACAGGCCAAGAAGGCCAACAAGGACGAGACUGCCGAGAAGAAUAAACUCAAGCAGGCCCUGGCCAAGGGAAACACUGAAGGAGCCCGUAUCUACGCCCAGAACGCCAUUCGCAAGAAGAACGAGGGCCUGAACCUGCUCCGUUUAGCCUCCAGGAUAGAUGCAGUCGCAAGUAGGGUCGAGACGGCAGUGACUAUGCGGAGCGUGACGAAUAGCAUGGGAAGCGUGGUGAAGGGCAUGGACAAGGCAAUGGAGAGUAUGAACCUGGAGCGCAUAUCACUGGUCAUGGACAAGUUCGAAUCCCAGUUCCAAGACCUGGACGUCCAGACGAGUUAUAUGGAAUCCACCAUGUCCGACACCACCGCCGUGGCCAUGCCACAAGACCAAGUGGACGGACUCAUGCAGCAGGUGGCGGACGAGGCUGGGCUGGAGAUCCAGCAUGGAUUGGGCGAGGCUAGUGUGCCGGCAAAGGAGCCGGCUGUGAGCGAGGGCUCAGCAAACAGGGAGGAGGAUGGGAUGCUUGCGCAGAGGCUGAGAGCUUUGAGACCCGCUACUUGA
Messenger RNA from Cryptococcus amylolentus CBS 6039, 615 nucleotides. RefSeq lists its product as hypothetical. The record is from RefSeq and is a predicted model, not a curated record. Gene Ontology annotation, biological process: endosome transport via multivesicular body sorting pathway; late endosome to vacuole transport; protein transport. Bases 1 to 615 code for a protein of 204 amino acids. Lineage: Eukaryota; Fungi; Basidiomycota; Tremellomycetes; Tremellales; Cryptococcaceae. The transcript has 6 exons. Gene Ontology annotation, cellular component: multivesicular body; ESCRT III complex.